Messenger RNA from Paramecium tetraurelia, 249 nucleotides. RefSeq lists its product as uncharacterized. Lineage: Eukaryota; Ciliophora; Oligohymenophorea; Peniculida; Parameciidae. The transcript has a single exon. The record is from RefSeq and is a predicted model, not a curated record.
AUGCUUAAUCCUUGCAUCUCACAGCUUGGUUAGUUGAAUUCAACCUUGCAAGAGAGUACCAGAAAUACUAUCAGUUGUUUGAUGGCUACAUUCUCAAUCAACAUAAUGUCUAUGUCUCAAACUGUUGAUACAUAUGUGGAAAAAAUUUAGUUCGAUGUAAUGUGCAAGACCAUAACUUAGCCCUUGUUACUUUUGUACAAUGUUGGGGAUAGUGUGCAAACAUUUUUCAGAGAUAUCUGCAGUAAAUGA